Molecule: messenger RNA, 4074 nt
Organism: Yarrowia lipolytica CLIB122
Lineage: Eukaryota; Fungi; Ascomycota; Dipodascomycetes; Dipodascales
Source: RefSeq, a predicted model, not a curated record
AUGUCCGCGAGAACCAGAUCCAUGUCUCCGGGCCGCCCUCUGCGCCAACAACAAAAGAGCCCCUACACCACCCACAGCCAGCAGCUCCAACAGCAACACCUGGCGCAGCUCCAGCAGCUGCAACAGCUCAAUCAGCGCUUCGGGUCGUCCAACUCGUCCUUCUCGUCGUCAUCCUCGCAUACCCCGACCCAACCGUCGUCGGCAAACUCCACCCACUCGUCCUCCCGCCACUCGGUCUACGGCACCCACAACUACGCUUCCUCCGAUGCGAGCUUCAACAACCGGUCCGUGUCGCAACCAACACUGUCGGAACCCGCCACCCCAACCACAGUGCCAGACAGAUACCGGCGCAAGAGCAUGGUCAACCUGCCGUCCCACGAACGCAGCCCUUCGCUGCCCAGUAACACAAACCCCGGCCAAGGUUCUCACGUGACCCCAACUGCCGGUGCUGCUCAAACCUACACCACCCAGCAAGCUCACACCACAAAUAACCCCAACACCAAUAACUCGCCGCCUCCCCGACUGUCGUACUCGUCCACAGACUCGUCUGCGCCCUCCACCACCGCCGCCUCCACCUCCACCAUCGGCACCGUGCAUUCGUUCCACAAAAAGACCCAAAGCAGGGACUUUGACGGUGAGUAUCACAACAUGGACCAUCAUGGCAUGCACCAUGUUGCAGCUCCACAUGGACCAACCCUCCACACAACCACACACAGCCGUCCAUGCCCUCGUACUCCCACUAACGCAGACCAAGCGCCGUCCCAGCAGCCGCCCCAGCAUCAGCCCCAGCAUCAGCCCCCGCCCCGACAACAACCAAUGGUGCUGCCGUCGGAUGCCCGCCGAAAAUCGCUCCUGGCCAAAGACCCGCUGGGCACACUGCAGGACCAGCGUGCCUCUGCCAUCUCGCUCUCGUCCUAUCACACGGUCCAGUCCAACUCCUCGCCUACUCGAAGCAUGAUUUCCGACGACAGCAGAGAAAGCUCCCCUGACGUGAGACAAGACAAGGUCCCCCAACCCGACACGACCCAUGUUAACGAGCACACCACCAACACAGAAACCACACAGCUCGGCGCUGCUCCUCCACUUGCCCCACCAGCGUCAACUACCACCUAUGAGGAUGCUGUGGCCGCUGGAGUUACUGCCGCGACUGCACCUGCCGAUGCAGACCAGACGGUCACAGACGCGCACACAAACACCGUGGAUGCCCCCGUUGUUACUCCUGCAGACACAACUUCGCACUCUAACUACGACGUGGUCUCUGCACAGUACGAUGCUCCCCCACAGUUUGAUGCUCCGCCGGCCGCUCCUGAAAAUAACGCAACAUCCUCUUUGGACCCUGCUACCGAAAGAGGACGGUACAGAGCCAAGCACUCCCCUCCUCUGUCGAGUCCCACAAAGACAGAGGCACCACAGCAACCUCAAUACAUGACUCAGCAACAGCAUGUAUCUCAGUUGCAGCAGCAACAGCAGCAGCAGCAGCAGCAGCAGCAGCAACAGUAUUCCUCACCACCCGUGAGCCAGCCUUCGCAUCAGCAGUCGCAGCGCACCAUGUCACUCGGCAGCCAGUCUGCAUUCCGCGACUUUGACCAGCCCUUGUACCAGACCAAGUCAAACAUGUCGAUUGGUGGCAAGUCUGUCGGCGGCUUCUCCUCGUCCGGGAUUAGCACAUCCGGCAUGAGCACACAGUCGUCGUUCGGCGGUCUGCGUCACCAAAAGUCGUCAGGCUCGCUACGAGAGAAGUUCAAGAAGGUCUUCUCGUUUGGUCGUACAAAGAGCUCAUUGAGCAGUGCCCCUACUUCAGGUCAGAUCAACCUCACUGGCGGCCCCGCCCAGCGAUCCGAGCGAACGUCCACUAUGACAUCCACGACCUCGGGACGUUCAUUCUCCGAGUUUCUGCGCCGGUCGUCCAAGCCUGACAACUUUGACGACGCCAGGUCCAUCGAGAGCAACAAAUCGUCGUCGUCGUUUGCGGCCCUCAAGCGCGCUGGCAAGAAUCUUCUGAAGAAGAACAACCCCACCGAGCAGGCUCGAACCCCCAAGUCUUCUUCCCACAGCGCGUACGAUGUGCCUACUGCGGGGUCCACUGGCCGUGCGCCUUCUAAUGCUCCCCAAAAUGCACCUUCUCGAACGGGUACUCCUUCAGCAGCGCCUUCGCGUGCAGCCACUCCUACCCCCACGCUGGCUUCUGGUUCUGGCUUUCAGCCUGGCGUUUCGCCUCCCAAGAACACCGCUACAGCUUCUUUGUCGGUUUCUCCUGCGGAGGUUGAUCGAGAGACGGCCCAGUGGAGUGCCGGUUCCAGUCUGGAGGGUGUGCUUGGUGCUGCGGCCGCAGCUGGUGCUACGCAGGCUGCGACAGCUCCUUCAUCAGGCUACGGAGUGUCUGGCAACGCUGUCGUUGCUGAGCCUGCUGUGACGGAGCCUGAAUUUGAGGAUGCCCAUGCUGCAUUUGAUGACCAGUCUGCUGUUCCUGCAAGCGCUUCCAGCGAUGCAGCUUCCAAUAUUGCUCCUCCUGCGAUUACCACCACGCUGGCUAGCGCCCUUCCUUCCGACGCCUCCAGUCCCACGUCUGUGUCUUCUGUCAAUGGCGGUUCUGCUGGAUCCGAGACUGACGCCGACGAGUUUGUGGCUGCCGAAACGGUCUUCCCCAAACACCUUGGUGUUGAAGACAUUGACAACAUUCGAACCUCUCUCGACCGAACCAAGUCGCUGGAGCGACGAGGUAGCCGACGACGCAAGGUGACGCCCGACUCGCAGUCACAUGCCCAUCACGCACCCGAAGAGGCCGUGCCCAACCCUACAGAGGUACACAUCCAUCAUCCAAAGUCCUCGCUGGGCCGAUCCGAAAGUACUUCCAGACCCCGAAGUAUUCUCAAGAGCAAGCAGAGCGAUGGAUCGAUGGUUAGCGUUGAUACUGUCACCGGCCAGCGUCUGAGCGAUGUGAGUGGCGAACGAGUCAGCGGUGAUGUGUCACGUUCAUCGGUGGAACAGGUGAGCGGUGAUGUGUCACGUGACACCAUCAUUUCGACACGUGGGGGUACGAGCGAUAUUCUGCCCACACGUGACUCUCUGACUAGUACUGGCCCUGCACCCAUCGACAUUGAGAUUGCACAGAAUUCUGCUUUGGCUGACCCUGAGGCCACCCCCACCGGUCUUGAAUCGUUCAUGGAGAGUGCCCGACCCUCUAACAACGGCCCGACCUCCGAGGCCGGCACAGACGUCGAGUCCAUGUUUGCCAACUUCUCGUCGAUCUCGUCUGAUCUCGAUCUGUCGUUUUCCACGCAGCUGGAGCCGCUUGGCCUGCCUGUGCGCCCUGAGUCGCCUACUCCUUCACAACAGUCGUCUGUUCGCUCCACGGACUCUGCUUCUGUUUCCCGUUUCGCCACCAAGCUAAAGGACAACCUGUUCAAGCGUAAGGAGUCGAAUACCGGCUUCAACCCCGAUUUGCAUGAGACGAUCAGUGAGGACUCAACCGACCAGGACCAUCUGAGCGGUCUGGGUGGCCACCUCAACGACCACGUUCCUCUGGAGGGCUCGCUCGAAACGGCCUCCAUCACGUCGACUGAAACCCCUUCUAUCACUGAAUCGUUCCGAUCCGAGGGCUCUUAUUCCGCCCCUGUGCCUCCCCAGAUCCCUGGCGGCCAGCGUGGUAACGCGCCUCUGAGACACUUUUCGCCCGGCCCCACCCCGUCGAACCCCAAUUCGCACAAUCGGCGGUUUUCGGGGGGUACCAAAACCCCCCAGACUGCUGCUUCACGGCGGUACCACCAGCAUGGCCGGUCUGCGAGCUACAACGAUGAUGGGUCUCGAGCUAGUGGCUCACCUAUCACUGCCCAUUACCCUGGCGUCCAUGUUCCUUCUCCCGUGAGCCAUGUGAGAAAGGGUAAUGUUUCGUUUUCCAGCCGAAUCGUCAUCUACGAUACGUGGGAUUCGGACGAUUAUGACCGGCGAACGGAGCCGGCCACUUGUAACCGGCUGACCCCGCUGUUGGCCCAGCAGAUCAAGGAGGAGUUAAACAACUUCAAGAUGAACAUGGACGUUCAUCAUGAGAGUCGAAUCUACACUCACUUUUUCUAA